CAUCGCUGCUGGAUGCGCUGCUCAGAAAGUGGAGAAACUGUCUGAAAAUCGAGUCAAUUUGAAGGCAGCGACUGGCAUCGAUAUAUCUCCCAUGAUGUGAACCGUGAAAUAAUUCCAAAAGCUUCAAUUGUAGAUAGACGCCAUCCUUCUGCAUGUUCACCAUCUCUGGUAAGCCAAGCCAGCAUUCCGCAAAGUGUCUCUCUCCUGCUGUCCAAGCAAAGUCGACAGCAAGCUUCAAAGUUACGCCAUCCGUAGAUCGCAGGCGCCCAAUUGAGAAUUGGUCCGUUCACCUGGACACUCUCCACGUCCAACACGCGUCCUCUCGCACAGAUUAUUCCUACUAGGCCUGCAUCCCCCGCACAAUGUCCGAUUCCGACGACUCUCCCAAUGUCCCUCCCGAUAGCAUCAUCUCACGCACCCUCCGCGACGUUGUCAUUGGACUCCAUAAAUCUGGAAACCAUGAAGACCUCACCGUUAAACGCGUCCGGGCGCGUGCCGAGGAACAGCUUGGCUUGCCCUCCGGGUUCCUGAAAAGCGAUCAGAAUUGGAAGCAGAAGAGCAGUGACUUGAUCCACGAGGCCGUGGAUAAGUACUGCGGAGAUGAACCUGCGUCCCCAGAAUCCUCCCCCGCGAAACCCGCUCGCACCAAAGCGCGACCUACGAAAACAGAGGACGUCGAGGCUGGACGUCCCCAGAAGCGAAAGGCCGCUGCGCCUACAAAGAAACCCAAAAAGCGAGCUAAGGUCGUGGAGUCGUCCGACGAGCUCUCGGAUGCGGCUGGCACGAGCCCACCUCCCAAAGAGGAGACCGUUUCCGAAGCGGAAAGCGAGAGCCCCAAGGCGAAGAAGGUUGUACGACGUCCAAGGAAGGUCGUCAAUGAGGAGGAGCCUGAGGGGGCAAAUCAAGAGGAAGCUCGAUCCGCAACGCCAGUGAACAGAACGAAAGACGGGGGAAUGCAGGACAGGAAAGCCAAUGACUCCGACAGUGACUUGUCAAGCCUCAUAGAUGAAUCGCCGGUCAAGAGGAAACGACAGAAGAAGUCCCCUUCAGAGAAACGUACCAAGGCAGCAAAACCCAAGGCGCCAGGAGCUAGGUCCAAGUCCAAAGCUGCCGAAGAGGAGGAUCCUGAUCAGGCAGAGAUCAAGAGAUUGCAAGGCUGGCUGCUCAAGUGCGGUAUUAGAAAAGUCUGGGGCAAGGAGCUUGCAAAGUACGCCACGCCUAGAGAGAAGAUCAAACAUUUGAAAGACAUGCUCAAAGACGCCGGCAUGGAGGGCAAAUACUCCGUUGAAAAGGCCGCUAGGAUCAAGGAACAACGGGAGCUGGCGAAGGACUUGGAGGCUAUACAGGAGGUGGCGCAACGCUGGGGCAAUACUGAAGAGGGUGGGCGGCCUAGGCGUAGGGCGGCAGCUGCUGCAUCCAAAAUCACCUUGCAGGAUUUCAAUGAUGAUGAUGAGGAGGACUCUGCGAAUGAGAAGGAAUCGGGGGAUGAGAACGACGACGAUGGUACGAGUGACGCACAUGUCUCCGGAGACGACAGCGCGAAUGACCAGUCUGACGAACCCAGCGGGGCCGAAGAUGGGGACGAUUCAGAGUGAUGGAUUCCGAAUGAUGGAUUCCAUAAUACCUCUCUUCCGCCCACCCAUGCCCUGUCCUCCGGUUCUGGGACUCUUGUACUGCCAACUACGCGUUACAGGAACGCGCUACUUUCUUCAACACAUGUAGAUUAAUCCCCAUGAUAUCCCGAUAAUUUCUGGAAAUCAUGCGUGUCGUUUCAUCCAAUGCCUUCACCAAGGAACCCUACAAGUCAACAAGUCUUGGCGCUGGAGACCUCGAUAUUCCCUAUUCAAUGUCCACUCCUUCCGGAGGACAUGCGCUGAGCGACCAGACUAAACACCGCGACAGAAGACAUGAAGAGCAC
Messenger RNA from Westerdykella ornata, 1918 nucleotides. RefSeq lists its product as uncharacterized. Lineage: Eukaryota; Fungi; Ascomycota; Dothideomycetes; Pleosporales; Sporormiaceae. Bases 363 to 1595 code for a protein of 410 amino acids. The transcript has 2 exons. Gene Ontology annotation, cellular component: nucleus. The record is from RefSeq and is a predicted model, not a curated record.